CUGGCGCUGGCUCAAACCAAACAGACCCAUAUUCACAGCCCGUCCGAUCCACAUCUUCAAGUCGCCUACUCUCCCACUGUCCCCGAAUCUCUCACCCGAGAGGGGAAAACCCGAAACUACAAAAAUCUCGCCGCCGACCAUCGCCACAGCGACGGCCAUGUCGGUGGACGCCCCCGUCCCGACGCUGCGUCCGGAGGAGCGGGCAGGCCUCCUGGCGCUGCUCGCAUCCGCUGCGCGCCCGCUGGCCGACGUUGUAGCCGACUUCCUCGCGCGCUUCCCCCGCGAGCGCCGCCUCCGCGUCGGCGGUACGCUCUGCUUCCUCCUAGAGGACAAGAAAAUGCUUCAUGCAACCGGUCGUCUAAUCGCAUUUGCAAUUCUUCAUCAGAGCUAUUCCUCACAGCCAGUAAAUCCCUAUGUUCCUCUGCUGUUAAAUGCAGCUUGUGAUGAAUCAUCAGAUAAAUCAGAACAAGCAUUUGUCCAACUUUUGUUGACUUCAGCCAGCGGAGACAAUAACAAUGAGGUGCUGCAAAAGUCAGCUGUAGAUUACGUAAAUGGGCCUGUUGCUGCAUCACAGGCCUUAUUGCCACGGGAACAGCUUGAGAAGCAAUUCUGCAGGAGUAUUGUACAGCCUCAGCCUCAAGUUAGUAGUUUCAGAAGCGCUACUGUUAGAUGCGCUAUACCAGAUCCAGAUAUACCUCAGAGUCGUGCCAAUUCAUCAGAGAUAUCAGCGCCUGGAAGCAAACAAAAGUCUACUUCUGAUGAUAGAGAUUCUGCUCUUGUUGCUUUACUCCAAGAAAAAUCAUGGGGAAGACUGGGUCCCCAAUGGAUAAGGCCGAACCCCCCAAGACUUCAUAUACUUGACGGGGAGCUACAGUGGCUGAAUCCUGACAACAAUCAUGAGCUAUUAUGGGAUUAUAGCAUGUGUGCUGAAACGAGUCGUGGGGCUGCGAUCCGUGAUUUGAUUGCCAGAGCCUUAAAAGGUCCACUUGUACCUGCUCAACAGGAGCAAGUUGUUAUAGAAUUGGUGAAGGACUCUAAGCUAGUCUAUCACUGUGGGAUGACUCCACAGAAACUUCCAGACCUUGUUGAGCAUAAUCCACUCAUUGCUGUAGAGCUUCUUUCGAAGCUUAUGAACUCUCCUGACAUUGCAGGUUAUUUUGAUGUUCUUGUGCACAUGGAGAUGAGCCUGCAUUCGAUGGAAGUUGUAAACAGACUUACUACUGCGGUUGAACUCCCGACAGGAUUUGUCCACGAAUACAUCUCAAAUUGUAUUCAAUCUUGUCAAAACAUUAAGGAUAAGUACAUGCAGAACAGACUGGUGAGAUUGGUUUGUGUUUUCCUCCAGAGCCUCAUCCGAAAUCAGAUUAUUAACGUUCAAGAUCUUUUCAUUGAGGUACAGGCAUUCUGCAUAGAGUUCUCACGAAUAAGGGAAGCGGCUGGCUUAUUCCGUCUGCUCAAAUCUUUGGAGUGAAGAAACAAGUUGAACGGAGGGAGUACAUCUUGAUUCUCGUAGUCUCAGCUGACUUCGUAAUAUCAUGUUGUUCAGUAUCCAAGUUUCCAUGAUUCUGUCCUUUGGAACUUCAUGAGCUGUGGCAAUAUCAAGUGAUAAAUACUCUGUUUUUCCUCAAUUCCAACUAUCAGAUAAGCUGGUGGUGUCAUUAUCAAACGUUUGGAGUUUCUGGUUCAUCGUAGUUGUCUGGCCACUGUGGGUGUUCAAGAUCAGAUGAUGUGUGUCAAUUCUUGCAAAAUCCGUGGCACCCUUGCCACGACAAUGCACACCCUUGUAAGAGUGGAUAAAAAGGGUCGCCAAUAGCAAAUCCAGAUGGUACACUAUUUGUGGUUGGUCUACAUUUAGUUCUGUUUGUAUACUUGCGUUGUAUGUUGACGGAUAAUAGAUGCAUGUUUUGGUCUAUUCUUUUGUAUCCAUGUAAUCGGAACAAUACCUGAUCUGUUUAUUGUAGUCUGUUUUAUUUGGUUCAA
Molecule: messenger RNA, 1980 nt
Organism: Triticum aestivum (bread wheat)
Lineage: Eukaryota; Viridiplantae; Streptophyta; Magnoliopsida; Poales; Poaceae
Product: CCR4-NOT transcription complex subunit 11
Exons: 13
Coding region: 158-1471 (437 amino acids)
Cellular component (GO): CCR4-NOT complex
Source: RefSeq, a predicted model, not a curated record